Messenger RNA from Odontomachus brunneus, 2479 nucleotides. RefSeq names its product mitochondrial chaperone BCS1 (gene Bcs1). Bases 470 to 1747 code for a protein of 425 amino acids. The record is from RefSeq and is a predicted model, not a curated record. Lineage: Eukaryota; Metazoa; Arthropoda; Insecta; Hymenoptera; Formicidae. Gene Ontology annotation, molecular function: ATP binding; ATP hydrolysis activity. Gene Ontology annotation, biological process: protein insertion into mitochondrial inner membrane from matrix; mitochondrial respiratory chain complex III assembly. The transcript has 7 exons. Gene Ontology annotation, cellular component: mitochondrial inner membrane.
ACUUUCCACAUUUAGCAAAAAAUCAAUUCAACUCGGGUUCGCGUCUUUGCUAAGCGGAAUUACAGAAGCUCUUUGUUAUCGAUUGUGUCGAUAUGGAACGUCAACGGUAAAGUGUCCCAUGGUAUUUGAAUGCAAGUUUCUCACGAAGUAUUUUAUCUUUUAACAGAGUGAUAUAUGUGAAAAUAUUUUAUAAAAUAUUUUAUAGAUUAUUUUUGUGAAAUAUGCUUCUGUAAUUAUUACUAAGUGUGCAUCAUUAAGUGGACAUUAUUGAGGUACAUAACCUCUGGUUAUAGUUACCUUUGCAACAUGACUAUUUUAUUCCGAUUUAUAUAACUGACACAAUGAUUAUUAUAAUUGCAAGAUUCAGUGAAUAAAUUGCUAAGUGAAAUGAUCAAUUAAUACUGAUCGAUUUUUAAGAUGUAUUAAACUUUCAUGUUAUUGUAUCAAGUGUGCAAUAUCAAUUUGCAUCAUGACAAUUGUUGAUUAUGUACACGCUCUGUCAGAUAAUCCAUACUUUGGUGCUGGCUUUGGCCUCUUUGGUCUUGGAGCUGGUGCUGCUUUAUUGAGAAAAACUGCACAAUUUGGAGCUGUAUUAUUUAGACGACAUUAUAUGAUUACUCUGGAAGUACCAUGCCGUGACAAGAGUUAUCAGUGGCUUUUACAAUGGAUCACAUACAAAGGUGCUCGCAAGACACAACAUCUCUCUGUAGAGACCAGUUUUGAACAGAGAGAAACUGGUCAUGUGAAAACUAGAUAUGACUUUAUUCCCAGCAUAGGGACCCAUUUCUUCAGAUAUAAGGGGAGUUGGAUAAAAGUUGAAAGAACAAGGGAACAACAAACUUUAGACCUACACAUGGGUGUACCAUGGGAAACAGUGCAGUUAACAUCCUUUGGCAAAGACAGGAGCAUAUACUUUAAUAUCUUGGAAGAAGCCAGACAAAUGGCAUUGAAGGAACAUGAGGGAAAGACUAUAAUGUACACUGCCAUGGGAAGUGAAUGGCGACAGUUUGGGCACCCUAAGAAGAGAAGACCAUUGGAAUCAGUCGUUUUGGAUACCGGUGUCUCCGAGAGAAUAAUCAACGACUGUCGGGAAUUCAUCAAUAAUCCAUCGUGGUAUAGUGAAAGAGGAAUCCCAUAUCGCCGAGGUUAUUUGCUGCAUGGGCCUCCAGGAUGCGGAAAGUCGUCGUAUAUUACCGCGUUGGCCGGUGAACUGGAGCGCGGCAUUUGUGUUUUGAAUUUAUCCGAGAGGGGUCUAACGGACGACAGACUGAACCAUUUAUUAGCAGUAGCUCCGCAGCAAACUAUUAUUCUACUCGAGGAUAUCGAUGCUGCUUUUACCAGCAGGGAGGAAUCCAAGGAAGUCAAGUCAGCAUACGAAGGCCUAAACAGAGUAACAUUUAGUGGUUUAUUAAAUUGCCUGGACGGCGUAGCAUCCACAGAAGCUAGGAUAUUAUUUAUGACAACUAAUUAUCUGGAGAGAUUAGAUCCUGCACUUGUUAGGCCAGGCAGAGUCGAUGUAAAAGAAUAUAUCGGAUGGUGUAGCGCGAAUCAGGUUGAACAAAUGUUCCUGAGAUUUUACAGAGAACCAGGCAAAGAUCCUGAUGUGCUUGCUAAAAAAUUUGCAGACAAUGUUAUAUCCUAUAAGAAAAAUGUCAGCCCUGCACAAAUUCAAGGAUACUUCAUGUUCUAUAAAAAUAAUCCCGAUGCGGUGAUAAAUAACAUCAUGCAAAUCUGGAAACUUACGUGAUAGGAAGUGAAACUUAGUAUUUUGAAGUAGAACUAUUUAUAUUAGUGUUGGUGAUCAUGCAAGAGACUGAUAUCCUUGUAUUUUAUACAAAGAUAUUUUAUUCUGAAAGGAGACCAAUCUAUAUAAUACAGAGUGAGUAACCAUUAUUUUCAUUUUACUUGCGCGAAUAUAAAACAAUGAACACUUCGAUAAACGAAUAUGAUUGAAGACAUCUUCAUUAAUUAUAUAAUGUACCGUUGAUAUUGUCACAUGUUACAAAAUUUAAGGUUAUUAAUGAAAAUGUACAUUCAAAGGAUCCGACGGAAUUUCUUUAUAUUAUAUUUUUCUUGUAACUAGUGCGCUAUUUUGUAUUUGUACCACUGGCAAUUGUAUAUGGACGAGCUGUAUGAAUACUGUUUUGCGUUCAAACGAAAAGACUUCUUAAUUGUUGUAAUAGAAAAUAAUCCUUCCGAUGUAGAUAACAAUUUUUAUACCCAGACACUACUGUUAGAAAAUAUGAUGUAUAUAAAACAGUAACAGUCUUAUAGCAGUAACAUCACGCUGCAUUAAUUUAAGAAAAUUGUGUAUAUAUGAGAGUAUGGUAGAAAAGGCAAUUCUUCCAUACUGUAAAUGGAACUACUUUGGCAACCUGCUCGGAGUCAAUUCACUACACAUCUUUCUAACUGGAACAUGCCAAUUUGUACUAUGGUGUUUCAAAGCAGAUUCAUUUAAUAAUUAAAUAUAGAAUAUACA